GUUUACAAGCAACCCUUAGCCUUCGAAAGUAAUCUGUUAUAAUGAAGUUUGUAAUUUUGUGUGUUGCCAUUUUCGUAUUGGUCUCAGCACGCCCUGAUGUGGAAAUCAUAAAAUCUGAGUCUGAUGUACAACCUGAUUAUUAUACCUUCGACUUGGAGACCAGCGAUGGCACUAGCAGACACGAAGAGGGCGUCGUUAAGGAUGCUGGCACCGAUCAUGCAGCUAUAAGCGUACAAGGGUCCUUCAGCUAUAAAGAUGAAAAGGACGGUACACAAUAUUCCGUUAGCUACAUCGCCGACGAGAACGGUUUCCAACCGACCGGCGAACAUCUCCCACCAUUGCCUGCAAUCCAGCAUUGAACAGAUUUUCCAAGCAAAGCAUAUCAACUUGUAUUUACUACUUUUUCUAUUUCUUUAGCAAUAAUGGAAGUUAAAUAAAUCAGCACUCGG
Messenger RNA from Bactrocera latifrons, 449 nucleotides. Its product is annotated as larval cuticle protein 5-like. The record is from RefSeq and is a predicted model, not a curated record. Bases 42 to 359 code for a protein of 105 amino acids. The transcript is spliced from 2 exons. Lineage: Eukaryota; Metazoa; Arthropoda; Insecta; Diptera; Tephritidae. Gene Ontology annotation, molecular function: structural constituent of chitin-based larval cuticle. Gene Ontology annotation, cellular component: chitin-based extracellular matrix.